Messenger RNA from Cynara cardunculus var. scolymus (artichoke), 2182 nucleotides. Its product is annotated as pyruvate decarboxylase 2-like. Gene Ontology annotation, molecular function: carboxy-lyase activity; thiamine pyrophosphate binding; magnesium ion binding. The record is from RefSeq and is a predicted model, not a curated record. Bases 1 to 1734 code for a protein of 577 amino acids. NCBI's taxonomy places the organism in Eukaryota, Viridiplantae, Streptophyta, Magnoliopsida, Asterales, Asteraceae. The transcript has 6 exons.
AUGGACGGAGCUGACCCAACCGCUGCCCUAUGCAACAAGGACGCCACCCUCGGUUGCCACCUUGCCCGCCGCCUUGUGGAGGUCGGCAUCACCGACAUCUUCACCGUCCCUGGAGACUUCAACCUCACUCUCCUCGACCACCUCAUUGCCGAGCCUCGCCUCAAAAAUAUUGGCUGCUGCAAUGAGCUCAAUGCGGGCUAUGCCGCCGACGGCUAUGCUAGGAUUCGCGGUGCUGCCGCCUGCGUGGUUACCUUCACCGUCGGUGGAUUGAGUGUCCUUAAUGCUAUCGCAGGCGCUUAUAGUGAAAAUCUACCUGUUAUUUGUAUCGUCGGUGGUCCAAAUUCAAACGACUUCGGUACUAACCGGAUCCUCCAUCAUACCAUCGGAAUACCCGAUUUCAGCCAAGAGCUUCGGUGUUUCCAAACCGUUACUUGCUAUCAGGCUGUGGUCAAUCAUUUGGACGACGCUCAUGAACAAAUCGAUAGGGCGAUCUCAACGGGCCUUAAAGAAUGCAAACCCGUUUAUAUCAGCGUUAGUUGCAAUUUGCCGGGCCUUCCUCAUCCUACGUUUAGCAGAGAUCCGAUCCCUUUUUCGCUCUCUACACGGAUCAGUAACAAAUCGGGGCUGGAGGCCGCCGUCGAAGCGGCAGCCGCAUUCCUUAACAAGGCGGUAAAGCCGGUGAUGGUUGGAGGCCCAAAACUGCGGGUGGCAGCCGCUAUGCAGGCGUUUGUAGACUUAGCAGACGCUAGCGGCUAUGCUCUAUCUGUAAUGCCUGCCGGUAAAGGGAUGGUUCCCGAGACCCAUGAGCACUUUAUAGGGACCUACUGGGGUGCAGUCGGGACUGGAUUCUGUGGCGAGAUUGUGGAGUCGGCUGACGCGUACCUGUUUGCGGGACCCAUCUUCAACGACUACAGUUCGGUUGGCUACUCCUUACUGCUCAAAAAAGAAAAGGCCAUCAUCGUGCAGCCAGAUCGAGUGGUCAUUGGUAACGGUCCGGCUUUCGGGUGCGUUCUGAUGAAAGAUUUUCUCGAAGAACUUGCAAAAGUGAUCACAAAAAACACUACGGCUUACGAGAACUAUGACCGGAUCUUCAUUCCUGAUGGGGAGCCAAAGAAAAGCGAGCCUCAAGAGCCCUUGAGAGUCAAUAUUCUGUUUCAACACAUACAGAAAAUGCUCUCGAAGGACACUGCAGUGCUUGCCGAGACGGGAGACUCGUGGUUUAACUGCCAGAAAUUGAAGCUGCCCGACGGAUGUGGGUAUGAAUUCCAGAUGCAGUAUGGUUCGAUCGGUUGGUCCGUUGGUGCACUCCUUGGCUACGCCCAGGCUCAGCCCGAGAAACGGGUCAUUGCUAGCAUCGGUGAUGGCAGUUUCCAGGUAACCGCACAAGAUGUGACAACGAUGAUAAGAAACGAGCAAAAGAGCAUCAUAUUUCUCAUAAACAAUGGAGGCUACACCAUAGAAGUUGAGAUCCACGAUGGACCAUAUAAUGUGAUCAAGAACUGGAACUACACUGGUGUCGUGGAAGCCUUCAAUAAUGAAGACGGCAAGUUGUGGACAGCAAAGGUAAAAUGUGAAGAGGAGCUGAUAGAAGCAAUAUCAACGGCAACAGGGGAGAAAGAGGAUCACUUGUGCUUCAUAGAAGUGAUUGUUCAUAAGGAUGAUACCAGCAAAGAACUUCUCGAAUGGGGUUCAAGAGUCUGCUCUGCUAAUGCCCGCCCCCCUAACCCUCAGUAAUUUUAUCAUCUUACUAUAUAACUAAAGAAAUAUGGUUUUGUUCCAAGGCUUUAUACGGUUCAUGCUAUAGAGAAGUAAAAUAGCUUUUUUGAUGUAUUAUUGUGGUUUUAAUUGAAGCUAUUUUGGCUACAAAGAUGGAUAUUACAACUAUUGUAUCAUGUUAUCUUGAUGAUAUGUAUAGGUGCAACAAAAUGUCUAUAUCACACACAUGGACGCAGGCCUAAAGAAAAAUGCACAAACGAGAAUACUUUCAAACUGACCAAUCCCUAGGAAUUCUGGUCCUAAACGGUCCUAAACCAUGGUUUCAACAGCCAGAAUGUGGUAUGAGAUAAUACCACCUGUCACAACUUGUUGCUACAUAGGCCUAAUCGGGGGCCCUAGACCUAGGAUGGGAAGUCCUAAGAGCAUCUCCAACAGCUAUGCUAAAAUGAAGAGAAGAAAGAUUUUA